Messenger RNA from Geodia barretti, 2858 nucleotides. NCBI's taxonomy places the organism in Eukaryota, Metazoa, Porifera, Demospongiae, Tetractinellida, Geodiidae. The record is from the annotation of a GenBank genome assembly.
CCAUUGUGUGCUGUCUUUGAUCCAACCACAGUUCCUUCUGCUCCAGUCCUCGACUCAACUCCAACAGUCACUACGACUACCAUCACCAUAUCUGGUAGUGUUCCCAGUGGCUCAGUGGUGACUGGCUAUGUGAUCCAGUGGCAGAGAGACACCUCAAUUGUCUGUCCUGAUCUGAGUGACGAUGGUAGUAUCACUGAGACUAGCAGUAGUUUCACUGGCCAUACAAUAAUUGGACUGGAGCCAGGCAAUAGGUACACCAUCACAGUCUCUAAUGGAGCUGGUAGUGGUCCUGUCAGUAACACAGUGACUGCAAUGACUGAGGAGGCAGCUCCCAGUGGUGCUCCUGGCCCAAUCACUUUAGUUGCAGUCACACCAAACAGUGCGACUGUCCAGUGGGGAGAGGUGCCUUGUCCCCAGAGAAAUGGACUAAUCACGGCCUACACAGUUGCUGCAACCAACUCGGGUGGAAUGGGAGAAGGAACUGCUAGUGUUGAUGUAGACGCUAGACAAGCCACAAUCUCUGGACUGACUCCAUCCACACAGUAUACUGUGUCAGUGGCUGCAGUGAAUAGUGCUGGUACUGGACCUACCUCUACCCUCCCUGUAGAGACUCCACUUGGACUGACUGUAUCGGCCACUCCCUCAUCCUCUACCUCCCUCACCAUCUCAUGGGCACUGGAGGACAGUUUUACUGCAACCUCCUUCACCAUCUCUUACUCCAACACUAACACUGACUGUUUCACUCACUCCAGAAGUGAUAUCUCUGCUAGUGGGACAUCAUACACUCUGACUGAUCUAGAGGAGGCAACAGAGUAUUCUAUCAUUGUCACUGCCACUCUGACUGGAGGAGGGACUCAAGAAGGCAGCACCACAGCCACCACACUGACUGCUGUCCCAUCUGUACCUCCUCCUGGUGUGACUGUCACUGAUGUGAAUUCCUCCGCCAUCACUGUCCAGUGGGGGAGUGUACCAUGUAUCCAUCAGAAUGGAGCCAUCACAGGAUACUCAGUCCAGUAUGGAGUGGAGGGGAGUGGGAGCACACAGACUAUGACUAUUGAUGGAGCUAGUAUCACUCAGACCACAAUCACUGAUCUCGACCCAUCCACUACCUACUCCAUCCAAGUAGCGGCAGUCAACAGUGCUGGAACUGGAGUCUACAGUGAUCCAGAAACGACUGAAACUCUUCCAAGUGUGUACCUCAGUCUGAAUGGUAACAUCAUCGCUAGUCAUGGCUAUGUGGAUGUCAGUGAUGUUGGCUCCUCUGAUGACACUGCUCUACUGGUUAUCACUAACCGUCCUGGUACUCCUACUUUAGGAAACUGGUUUGCUCCAUCUGGGACCAGAGUAGAGGGUACUGAUGUUCCAGGAUUCAGCAGAAACAGAGGUCCUAUGGUAGUGAGACUGAAGAGGACCACUGGUACUGAUCCUGCAGCUGAAGGAAUAUAUCACUGUGUGGUAGUGGACAACACAGAAACUGAGCAGACAGUUUAUGUGGGAAUAUACAAUGGAGGAGGAGACAUUUCAAUAUCUGAAGACCUGACAGUGAAGUCAGACCUCAAUGGAGCCAGUCCUCAGUUCACCCUCACCUGUAUCUCCACUGGUGGACCUGCUACCACUGUCACUUGGACCAGAGACAAUGUCAAUAUCACUGGAGAGCAAAACGAGACUGUGUUGAAUGACCCAGUGACUGCACAGUACACCCACACUCUGACUGUGACUACUGCAGGAGUGUACAUGUGUAUGGUGUCUAAUAACAAGCCAUCUACUGCCUCAGCUAGCAUCACAUUGCAGGGUCCCCCAUCUCCCACUGAUGUGACAGCAGUCCAGGAUGGUCCCACUAGUAUCACAGUGACCUGGACUCCUCCCUCUCCACUGGGAGAUACCACUGGCUACAGGAUCUCCUUCACUGGAGGCAGUGAUGUGGAUAUUGAUGGUGGCUCUACCAACAGCUACACUCUGACUGGUCUCACCAAUGGACAGACAUACACCAUAUCCAUUGUAGCCACAUCUGAACACCUCUUCAGUGAUGCCACCACAUUUGAAAUCACACUAAUCCCAGCUCCAGGACAGGUGUUUGUGUCAGUGAGCUCCAUAACAGCCACCUCCAUCUCCCUCUCCUGGAGUGUGUCCAGUGGGAGGGUGGCCAGUUGGGAGGUGGUCUGGAGACCCACUGACAGAGGCACUGAGAGCACCAGUGGUCCUCUGUCUGGCACUACCUACACCAUCCACCAGUUGGACCCCUCCACUAUCUACACACUCACUGUAUCAGCCACUAAUGUAGCUGGAACCACUGACAGCACUCCCAUACUUUUCUCCACUGCCUCUGAUGUUUGCCAAGCAGAAAGCACUGAGACUAAGACAGACAACACAGGAGCUAUCAUUGGUGGAGUAGUGGCUGUGGCUGUUGGCACUUAUAGCUGCAGUGACGGUCAUAGUCAUUGUGGUUCUGAGAAGUCGAAGUGCAAAUUAUUCAACGCCAAAGACUAGAGGGUCAGUUGGUGCUCUGGCAACUACAAAUCAAUCAGUGGAGCUCUCCAAGUUCUCAGAGGCAACAUAUGUAGAUCCAGACCAGCUCCAGACCACCAGUAAUGAGGCCUACAAUGUAGUGAGAGGGACUGGAAGGACAGCUGAAGAUGAUUAUCAAGUACCACAAAACCUUCCUCCCACCACCACCUCUCAACCUACCACUACUGCCGGAGACUCCCUCUAUGAACCUGUCUAGGUGUGCGGUAGUAAUUAUUUUGCGCAUGCGGAGUUUUUCGUGAUGCGUAAUUGGCGUGUAUAAUAAUACUGAAUUUGGCGCUGGUGUUCUCUAUGAACCUGUGUGAAGUGUUAUGUGAUUAAUGGAAUUUAAUAGU